Messenger RNA from Sander lucioperca (pikeperch), 1116 nucleotides. RefSeq names its product protein LBH-like. The transcript has 5 exons. Bases 312 to 737 code for a protein of 141 amino acids. The record is from RefSeq and is a predicted model, not a curated record. Lineage: Eukaryota; Metazoa; Chordata; Actinopteri; Perciformes; Percidae.
GGAGAAACAUUAGGGGAGGGCUGAGGGUGAUGGAAGAAAGGAAGCUGAACCUGUGCCUGGCAGGAAGAAAGACUGGAAAGUGAGUGACAGCGGAGUGUGACCGUCUUUCAAAAGAAACAGUCUAGUUUUUUUGUCAUUUUUGUAAGAGAAGACAUCGGAAUACUUGAGGUCCAUUAUGUCCCAGUGAAGAUGAGCUGUAUUCCUGCCUCACACAGGUUUCAGUAAAGAUGCCAUUUUUGUAGCUUCUAUUCAUUGCUGAAGACUUGGAGCACAGAAGUUUGAGCACCAUUCUCAGCCAAGUGGAAUCUCAGAUGGAGGAGAGUCCAGUUGAGAGAAGAGGAAGCAAAGCCUACCAGAUCUUCCCUGAAGCCAACAUGAAUGAAGACUCAGAUUCCAGUUCCUAUCCUGAAGACUUUCUUUAUAGGAGGGAGCGUCUUCCCUCUAUAGUUGUGGAGCCCAUGGAGCACAGAGAGCCGGACAGCGGAGAUCCACACCGGCCUCCUCGAUGCCUAAUGAACAACAAUGUAGAGGAGGAGGAGGAGGGGGAGGACAGCAGUGCUGAGCACACAGACAGCCCUGUGGAAGGGGAGCAGCAGGACGACAUGGGGAUGGAAGAAGGCUUGGUUGCGAGGAAGUCUUCUAUUGGACCGUCCCAAAGUCAACUGUCCCUCUCUCGGCUGACCCCACCUGCCUCCCCCACCCCCCCUGAGGCUGCCCCACCCUGCCUGAGGAGCUGAGCCAGUACAACCAGUACGAACUGACAGCACUGUGUCACUUUUAUAAUGUGUAACCCCUGCAUGUUGGACUUUCCCAAUUAUAGAGAACCCCUUGGAAAGGUUUAGACAACUACACAUGUAUUUAAAUGUGUAGUGUAUUUGGACUAAAUAAGGUCCACCAAAUAACUAAUACUAAGCUGAUUCCAGUACUGCUUUUUGGAUUGAUAAUGUUUGAGUAACUGCUGCAGUUUGCUGCUACUUUAUGUGACACUGUGGGCAACCACAGAUUGUAGCAACAACCUUCAGGACUCUUUCCUUUGUGAUGCAAAUCUCAUCCCACAGCAAAUAAGCAUGUGAUGAAUGACUUUUAGGGACAAUUUACAAAAUAUUAGCAUGAAAG